CUCGCUCUUUAUUUUCUUUUCUUUUUUUCGUUUGCCGCGUGUCGUUUUUGUUUUUUUUUAAGUUUUAUUAGUUUAAGUUUAUAUUGCCUUUAUCUAUAAGCAUACGCGUUUAUAAUUAAAAAGCAAAGAAAAAAGACUUCGUGCUAUAGAAAUUAAUCCACAAACUGAAGCAGCAACCAACAUGUGUUAAGGCGUCAUGAGCAGCAGCAACAGCAAGCGAGAGGCGGAGACGCCACCGCUGCCGCAUGAAUUGACUGCCGAAUGGACAGUGCGUGCUCAAUUGACAUUUGCGCAUGGCGGCGAGCCAGUGCAGCGUGAGUUCAGCACGCAGGAUGCAGUGCAGCCAGUGCGUGUGGUUUACAAGUGGUGCACGCCCAGCGAGCAGACUGAGAUCGAAACGGAGCAGGAGAAGGUUGCACGUGCCACAAGCUUUCGCAGCACCAACUCCUCAGCGACUACGUACGCCGACUCGGCAUUUGGCAGUCCACAAGCCUCAAGGCUAGCAACAGUUGCAGGAGCAGAAGCAGCAACAGCAGCGCAGCCGCCGCCUGGCAUAAGCGCACAGCAAUGUGGCACACGCUGUCGCAGCACUUGCAACAUUGUGGUGUCCGCUGUGGCAGACUUUCUGCCGCCGCACGAGCAGCAGCAGCUGGAGACGCUCAACGAGCCAUUUGUUUAUCACAGCAAAGUGCGCGCGCAGCAGCUGCGCGAUGCCUGCAGCCAAACCAGCGACAAUGAGGAGCGUCAACAGCAGCAGCAGCAACAGCAGCAGCGACGUCGAGCUGCUGCCUAUGAUCAGCGUCGUGCCACAACGGAGGCACUAAUGAGCUUUGCCCAUCGACGGCAGGCAGAGCAGGCGAACAAUUAUGCGCCCAACUACUCGCCCACGCCCACAGCCUCCAGCUUGAAAUCCGCAUCCAUGUCGCGCAUACCCUCCAUAGGCAAAACGCCCACUGUGCCGGGCGAGAAGAAGCCGCGCACUGUGCACAUCGAUGUCUACUGCACGGGCUCCGACGAGGAGGAUGAGGAGGAGCAGCGUCAUGCCGACGCUGAAGUCAGCAGCAGCAGCGACAGCAGCCACGAUGCGCAGCUCUACGAGCUCGACUCGAACUCCACGCCGCAAACUGUGCUGGACAAUGAGCAAAUGCUGCUGCGGCAUCGACGCAUCUCGGGCGGCGGCGCCUUGCCACGUCGCUUGGCGCAGCAGCAGCAGCAGCAGCCCAUGCAGCUGGGCCAUGCCAUAACCAAGUGCAGCACCGCCGAGGAGGUCAGCGAGUCCAAGCAGCUGCUGUUUCGCAAGCAUAUCGGGGAUCAGCGUGCCGCCAAGUUGGCCAAUCUGCGCCAGAAAUACAUGCGCCAGGCUAGCGACGAAAGCAGCAGCGCCUAUGCCAACUCCACGCGCUCCACCAUGUGCCGCGAUGCCACCAAUAGCAGCAUUUCGAGCGCAGUGCAUGAGACCAGCUGGAAGGACACGGAUGAGGUGGACACAGCGCCGCUGGUGACGUUGCACAAAAGCGACAGCUUCGAGUAUGAAAACUCGCUGGAUCGUCAGCGCAUUAGGCAAAUGGAGCGUCUGUGGUCCAGGCAAUACUCCACACCCGAGCAGCAGCAGCAGCACUCGGCUAAUCCUCAGCUGGCCACCAUUGCGGAGCUGCGUUCCGCGCGCAGUUCGUUUCAACGCAACGAUACGCUGCCCUCCGAGUCGGACGGACAAUCGGACAAUCCAUUGGGCUAUCCGGCGCGCUUGAGCGUGCAGCCGCGUCCAGGAUUCUUGCAAUUCUUUGGCCCACCCGCCAGCCCAGAGCCGCCGCAAACAGCGCCAGCCAGCAGCGCAGCACUGGGCGGCGAUCCCUUUCGACGUCUGCACGCCGCCUAUCGCUGGAAGAGCGAAGCGCGCGACAAUCUUUGCGUGCCCGCUGCUGCUCCUGGCUCCUCCUCCGAGCGCAGCUCACCGCAGCUCAACUCCAAUGCCAGCACUGUGCUGCGCUGCGGCAGCGAAGCGCCACCCAGCACCACCUCAGCCAACACUUUCGGCACUGUGACUGCCUCGCCGCUGACUGCGCGUCGCUUUGACAUAUCGCGCGAUUCGCCCAGCGAGGCCUCCACAGUCGCCUCCGUUUCGGGCUACACGCGCGAUCAUCUGGAGAAGGCGCGUCGCUUUGGCAGCGUCGUGCCCAUGCGCAAGCCCGGACACCAUGUUGGUCCCACCAAGAAUCCCACUUGCCAGUGCGAGAGCUGCCAACGCUGGUUGGCCGAGCGUUUUCAGCUGCGCGGACGCGCCUUCUCCUUGGGCGAGCGUCCGCCGCUGCUGCGACGUCCAUCGUCGCAAACUUAGCCUAAGAGCAACUGCAAAUGAAUCAAGUGCAUGACUCAUUGCAAUUGCAACUCACUUUAGUUAUAUUCAAGUCAAAUGUAAAUGAAUCAAUUGAUGUGUAAGCAAUUGAAUUGUUAGUUGAUUCAAUCGAUUGAUUGCUUGAAUCGUUUGAUUCGCCGCGUGUUCUUAUUGUUUGAUUAGCUUGCAUUUAACAGAAAACGUUAUCCCAAAUUAAUACCCCAACCGAUCCGAAACCCCCAAAGCCAAACCAAACCCCAACCCAACCCGCUAUUUAUUUAAGUGUAAACUUUUA
Molecule: messenger RNA, 2627 nt
Organism: Drosophila busckii
Lineage: Eukaryota; Metazoa; Arthropoda; Insecta; Diptera; Drosophilidae
Exons: 4
Coding region: 197-2335 (712 amino acids)
Source: RefSeq, a predicted model, not a curated record